Molecule: messenger RNA, 1701 nt
Organism: Trypanosoma theileri
Lineage: Eukaryota; Euglenozoa; Kinetoplastea; Trypanosomatida; Trypanosomatidae
Exons: 1
Source: RefSeq, a predicted model, not a curated record
AUGAAGCGCCGUGUGCUGUAUCUGCUUAUUGUCCUGCAGCUUCCUAUUGUAUACUGGAUGUGUCAAACAUUGGUAAGGCCAACAUCAAGCAGCGAAGGACAGGAGGAUUCCCCACAUUUAGAACAUUCGAAUGGUGGCUCAUGCCACGAUCGCUACGCGGCACAACCUGGGACUCUGUUCCCAUGUACCCCUCGCGUGACACGGCACAAUCACCUCAGCGAGUUCUUCCAGUGGACAGCCGCAGAGGAGCAGCGGAAGCGGAAGCUGCUUGCCCCAUUGCACGCGUUCUGUGAGUCUAGGCGUGUUGAUCCGUUUCCCACCUCUGCGGAGCGUGCAUCCAAGGUGCGUGGCACCGAACGUCUCGCUUUUGUGGGCUGUGGGUCCUCUAUACCCAGCAGCAGUGCGCAGGUCUUGUGGGACUACGCGGACGGAGUGAGUGUGCCGGAGGACGUCUUCAUCCGCAGCGGUGGGAACGUCUUCGUGUCGACAAGUCUGGUGACUGCCGACGAGGAGCGCAGCGCCUUCGUCGGGUGGAGCGGGCAGUGGCACCGCUGCUGGAUCAUCCCAAUGACGCGGACAACACCGCCCGGUGGCGGCGGCGCCGUCUAUGAGCCGACUUGCCAGUCAGGAGACGUGGUUGACGUCCGCAUGGAGUCUGCCAUGGCCAAGGUGGCUGUGGAGCGUGUGAUCGAUAUGGACAACGGAGUGCUGGAGGUGCAGUUCUACAUCCGAAAGCGGGGAGUCUACUCCUUCUGUGCAGAUCUGGUCGUGCGUCAUCAGGACAUGCUAGACGCCCUGGCGGCAAGUGAGAAGGGUAGGAACCGUAGCGUGCAGAUGCUCGGGAGACUUUCACCCACCGCCUUGCUGGAGCACCACGGAACACCGGAGUAUGCGGAGGCGGGUCCUGAGAUUAAACCGCCACUCAACAAGACACCAGCGUACCCGAAGAACGUAUAUUGCAUCGGGGGCACCAUCACAUCGCAAGGGGAGACUGCAGUGGGGCACGCGGUGGGGGAGGCGAUGGUGCGAUUCAACGAUGGCGUUGACGUUGUGCCACUGCCAACGCGGUGUGACGUUGUUGAUGACUUUGACCGCUUCCGUUUUGGUGGCUGGUACCGUGUGGGCCGUCGAUGCGACGGCGUCCACUGCGUGGCGCUGAACCUGGGGGCAGGGGAGGUGGACCCGCUGCUGGAGUCAACGGAGGGGUGGUUGUGGGUGUCAGAUGUUUGUCAGUUGCGUCUCUUCACUGACGAGGAACUGCUUCUCUCACUGUUCCCUGGUGCGUGGUUUCUUGCGUGGGGACCAUCGACGACACGGGAACCCCUUGCAGAUAUGUUGGAGGAGCACCUCCAUACUAGAAUUUUUAACGUUUUUAUGAAGGAUUUGUGGAGGUAUCCCAAAAAGAAAACUCCACCUUUUUAUGAUUACCGCAUGUGGGAUCGAUGUGUGGAACCACAUACGCUUUGGAGUAAGGAGCUUUUCAAAAAGGCAGGAAGGUCGACGCCGUCGACACGCGUAACAUUGCUGUGGGGUGGUUGUCUUAGUACUUUCUCAAAUCGUUGCCCGAAGCGCCAAGCGUUGGCGUUGUUUCACGAACGUAUUAACCGUACCUUUGGUAUUGCAGUUCGUAGGGGCCGUAGAGACCGAGCGUGUGGAAGUCAGUCCUUUCCAACGGUGCUCCUGCUUGACCACGUUGUGUGG